Alligator mississippiensis (American alligator) is the source of this 1005-nucleotide messenger RNA. RefSeq names its product E3 ubiquitin-protein ligase SHPRH-like. Gene Ontology annotation, cellular component: nucleus. Bases 157 to 990 code for a protein of 277 amino acids. The record is from RefSeq and is a predicted model, not a curated record. The transcript has 5 exons. Gene Ontology annotation, molecular function: ubiquitin protein ligase activity. Gene Ontology annotation, biological process: protein polyubiquitination; DNA damage response. Lineage: Eukaryota; Metazoa; Chordata; Crocodylia; Alligatoridae.
AAAUCCAUGUGAUAGGAUCAUUUUUAUUUUACCUACUUGAUAAAGCCAGUUUCUUGGUCUGCUAUUGUGCCAUCAUGUGUGGGGUUUUUUCCCUCCUUUCCUUUUCCCUUCUCUCCUCCCUUCUCCACACCCUCCCCCUCAAUAGCAAACAGUAAUAUGCUACAAAAGAAAAUCAAAAUGCAGCUGUGGACGUGGAGGUCAGAAAUCAGUGACGCUUGGUGUAUUUUGGUAUAUUUAAGUGUGAAAGGUCAGAUGGCUAUUUUUGAGGAGAUGAUAGAAGAUGAAGAAGGGCUUGUUGAUGAUCGUUUACCCACUACAAGCCGAGGACUUUGGGCAGCAAGUGAGACAGAGCGUGCCUUGAAAGCCAUACUCUCUUUUGCCAAAGCUCACCGUCUGGAUGCUAAACUAACUGAAGAGGGCAACACAUUUCUGGAGCUCUUUGAAGCAUGGAAGAAGGAAUACAAGUUACUUCAUGAAUAUUGGAUGGUACUGAGGGAUCAUGUGUCUGCUAUCGAUGAACUUGCCAUGGCCACAGAACGGCUAAGAGUGCGUCAUCCUGAUGAGCCCAAGCCUAACCCUCCAGUACUUCACAUCAUAGAACCACAUGAGGUAGAGCAAAAUCGAGUGAAACUUUUGAAUGACAAGGCAGUUGCCAAAUCCCAGCUUCAGAAGAAACUAGGCCAGCUCCUGUAUCUCACUAAUUUAGAGAAGUCUCAGGAUAAAACCACUGGUGGAGUUAAUCCAGAACCCUGUCCAAUUUGUGCUCGCCAACUGGGAAAGCAGUGGGCAGUUCUGACUUGUGGGCAUUGCUUCUGCAAUGAAUGUAUAGCUAUAAUUAUAGAACAGUACAGUGUUGGCACCCGCAGGAGUUCGAUUAAGUGUGCCAUCUGCAGACAGACAACCUCUCAUAAAGAAAUAUCUUACGUCUUCACUGCAGAGACUGCAAACCAAGAAGAUGAUAUUCCUGUGAAGGUAAUCAGCCUUACGUAGAAUUUCUUGGCACAG